This is a messenger RNA of Purpureocillium takamizusanense, 922 nucleotides long. It is a transcript of the gene FAP7, whose product is annotated as Adenylate kinase. Gene Ontology annotation, molecular function: AMP kinase activity; ATP binding; ATP hydrolysis activity. The transcript is spliced from 3 exons. Gene Ontology annotation, cellular component: nucleus; cytoplasm. NCBI's taxonomy places the organism in Eukaryota, Fungi, Ascomycota, Sordariomycetes, Hypocreales, Ophiocordycipitaceae. The record is from RefSeq and is a predicted model, not a curated record. Bases 225 to 749 code for a protein of 174 amino acids.
CUGGACUUUUUCAGGUGAAUUAUUAUGCUGUUCAUACUUUUCCGUUUACACUCACUCAGAGCGUCGCCGUUACCUCUUUUCAACUCUGAUUAGCUUCCUCUUGCGUCUGAGGCCGGGGAAGCGCUCAAUUUCCGUCAAAGCACUUGAUCCUCACACGCAAACUUUGCAGGCGCUUAUUGCCGCCCUCGAGUGUCGAGAAACAACGGUGGACGAAACCUGCAGCGAUGAGGCAGGCGCCCAACAUUGUUGUCACGGGCACGCCAGGCGUGGGGAAGACUACACAUUGCGAAAGUCUCGCCGAAAAGACAGGUCUGCGACACAUAUCGGUCAACCAGGUGGUCAAGGAUAAGCAGUGCCAUGAAGGCUGGAGUGACGAGUAUCAGAGUUGGAUCGUCGACGAAGACAAGCUGCUCGAUGCCAUAGAAGACGAUGUCGCGGCGGGAGGCUGCAUCAUCGAUUGGCACGCCUGCGAUCUGUUCCCCCGUAGCUGGAUUGACCUUGUUGUCGUGCUACGGGUUGAUUCGGCGACCCUCUACGAUAGGCUCAAGGCAAGAAACUACGCCGAGGCCAAGCUCCAGGAGAAUCUCGACUCGGAGAUCAUGGAGGUACUUCUGCAGGAAGCGAGAGAAGCUUAUGACGCGGAGGUGGUUAUUGAGCUGACGAGCAAUACCUCUGACGAGAUGGAGAGCAAUUUGGACCGUAUCGAGGCUUGGGUGAAACAAUGGAAGAUAGACAACGAGCAACGAUGACGAUGUGGUGUUGAUUUACGACUCACAAGCCAGCCACUGCGCCGUUGAUGUCCUCACAAACGAUUCGCCCAACACCACCUUCUCAUAGCCACCCAGCCAAAUCCUUUUCCGUAGUAACAUGAGAGGUAGCAUUGCUGGCGGAGCGACGGUCUCCCCACAGUGCCCGCCUGGGC